AUGCCAUCAUUCUAUGAUCGGCGAUUCCACAAUGAGUUGUCAGAUGAAUUCUGGCACAACACGGAUCAUUACCAAGCAGCCCAUCGAAAAAAUAACAUAGAUAGACGUAAAAACAAAUAUAGAAAUCAUAACGAUCUAACAAGUUUAGAGAGAGUGGCGAAACUUGGUUAUGAAUCAUAUUCAAAGCAUAAGAAAUUAAGAAUAGGAAUACAAAUAAAAGAAAUAAAGGCAGCUCUUAAGACACACCAGAUAUUGGUGACAUUUACAAAGAAUCUGAAAAAGUAUGUAAAGAAAAUGUUUAACUACUACUUUGGAUUAAAUCCUCCUGGUAUUGCAGCCAUUGGACGCAAAACCAUGGAGGAGAAAUUAACGGAAAAAAUUGAAAUCUUGGGAGAAAGACACAAUAUCAUGAUAACAUUAAUAAAAAUAAAACGAGUUCAAAUUGCAAUCAGCUUUAAUUAUACUCCGGUGGGAUUAGUAUAUUGGCAAACUUUAAAGAGUAAAAUGAAAAGUGAACCUAGAUGUUAUGCAAAACCUGAAAUGAACGCUUCUACUAAUCAGGUUCAUUUCUCGCUUUUUCCAAAGAAAAUUGAUCAACCCAAAAAUUAUCAAGAUACCGCCAGUCAUUCACAAAUGGUGUUAAGUCAACGACUUCGUCCCGACAAACCUUUAAAAAACCUCAGGUAUGGCGUUCUGUCAACAUACGAUCAAACUUGGUUUCUUAAAAGGGAAGUGGUGAAAGUAGGGAAGAAGAUCAUGGGCGAUUAUAUGUAUCAAAUGCUAUUACGAGUGUAUCAACAAGUCCCACGUUGCUUAAAUGCACCCUUUCUUAAAAAACCUACGAUGACUGUUGAUGAACCUAUUCUGAAAAAAAAGAUGACAGCGAAUUUAAGUAUAAGGGUAUUUGCUCCCGAAAGGUCCAAAUGUUGUAACUCGAAGCCAAAGUCGCCAGGUGCUUGGAUCUUUAGACACUAA
Rhizophagus irregularis DAOM 181602=DAOM 197198 is the source of this 975-nucleotide messenger RNA. RefSeq lists its product as uncharacterized. Lineage: Eukaryota; Fungi; Glomeromycota; Glomeromycetes; Glomerales; Glomeraceae. The record is from RefSeq and is a predicted model, not a curated record.